GGAUCGUCUGGCUGGACAGCGGGCAUCGGGUCACCAGGCUUCAGGUCAUUUGGCUCAACAGCGGGCACCGCGUCAUCUGGCAAGACAGUGGGCACCAAGUCACCAUGCACGACAGUGGGCUCUGAGUCAAUUGGCACGACAGCGGGCACCGGGUCAUCAGGUACCGGAUUGUCUGGCUCGACAGCGGGCAUCGGGUCACCAGGCAUCAGGUCAUUUGGCUUGCCAGCGGGCACCGCGUCAUCUGGCAAGGCAGUGGGCACCGGGUCACCAGGCAUUGGAUCGUCUGGCUCGACAGCGGGCAUCGGGUCACCAGGCAUCAGGUCAGUGGAGGCA
This is a messenger RNA of Staurois parvus, 333 nucleotides long. Lineage: Eukaryota; Metazoa; Chordata; Amphibia; Anura; Ranidae. The record is from the annotation of a GenBank genome assembly.